Molecule: messenger RNA, 387 nt
Organism: Homalodisca vitripennis (glassy-winged sharpshooter)
Lineage: Eukaryota; Metazoa; Arthropoda; Insecta; Hemiptera; Cicadellidae
Exons: 3
Source: RefSeq, a predicted model, not a curated record
AUCAAUAUACGCACGUGACAAAAACAGUUCCUCGAUUCAGCGGUUCCUAAAGACAUCAGUAAACAUGGACAGCGAUUACGGGAAGGCAGGGAAGGACUCUGAAGUCGCCGAAGUUCUUGUUCCUCUUCGGGGAAAGAAUCGGGAAUCUCCCCACCAGAAGCAUUCAUGGAUGUUCUGGAGAAGGAAACGCUACUUAGUGACACUUCUUACACUCUUUGGCUUCAUGAAAGUGUACACCCUGAGGUCGAGCGUGAGUGUAGCUGCUGUCGCGAUGACCUCACCCUAUCACACUACCUUGGAUAACGGCACUGUCGUGGAGGCACAAGACUUUAACUGGGAUUCAAAAAAUGCUGGGGCACCUUCCUCAGCUCAUAUUUUUACGGGCAG